GAGACCCGUUGAACCGGCGCCAGCCUAGCAACGGCCCAGGAGCGCGAAGGGCGGGGGUAACCGCUCUUCUCCCGCCUGAACCGCCUUCCCCCUCGGCUGGGAGGGAGGCGCUUCCGUACGGGAAGCCGGCGCUGCGAGGCGCCCCCCGGGCCUGGGAGACCGGCGCGGAUGGAGCGGCUGCGGGUGCAGGAGGGGGGCGCGGCGGCGGUGGACGAGUACGUGGAGUACCGGAGAUUUGUAGGCGAUGACGAUAGAGGGAAACUCUUUACUCCAGAGCAAUAUGAAGAAUACAAAAGAAAAAUGUUACCAAUACGAUUACAGAACAGAUUGUAUGUGAGCUGGAGAUCCCCAACUGGAAUGGACUGUAAACUUGUGGGCCCGGAGACACACUGUUUUUGUACCCAUAGGUAUAAACAACACAAAACAGAUUAUGAAGAGAUUCCAAAAGAUCGUCCUAUUUGUGUACCCUGUCGAGUGAACCGUUGCCAGUGCAAAUCCUAUCACUAUGUCCCACUAAAUGGCACUCAGCCCAUUCGUUGUAGAUGCAAGCACUUUGCUGAUCAGCACAGUGCAGCACCUGGAUUUUCCUGUAACUCCUGUUCCAAAUGUUCAGGAUUUCACAGCUGCUUUACCUGUGGGUGUGGUCAGCCAACAUAUGCGCAUGAAACGGUUGUGGAAACUAAACAAGAGCGCUUAGCCCAGGGAAAACCUGUGGGGCAAGAUGUUCCUUAUGCUGCAAUGGGAGGAUUAACUGGCUUUAGUUCACUGGCUGAAGGCUAUUUGAGACUUGAUGACAGCGGAAUAGGGGCACCCUCUGCUGAAUUUCUAGAGUCACCUAGUAGUGGCAUGGACCAUCCAUUUCUAAAAGCAUUCCAAGACCCCUCCAGUUCUGCACAAGCCAGCUCACAAUUAACAGGUGGUUCUAGUGCAGCAAAGCAAGUUUCUAAUUUAAGGAGUUCUGAAGAAGAUGACAUGGCUUACUUUGAAAAACAGUACCAGGAACGGCAUUCCAACUCAUGGGAUGAUGCCUUCUGCAUGUGCUUCUCCAUGGGUGGAUGGGGCAAUCAACAAAGCUUUUGUCCUACAAUGGCCUACAACUUUGAUAGCCCACCUGGAUGAACUGGGGGAGCCACUCUCCCCAUCUGAAAAAGGAGAAGGCUGCUAAACAGAAAGUUAAAGGUCCGCUGCUAUCAAAGAAUCCAUGAAGAUUAAUGAAACAAAGGAGUUUUUGUAAUACAGAAUUGUUUAUCAUUAUAUUUAAGGGUAUUUUCAUGGUGUUUAUUGCACACACAUAUUUUCUAGUUUCUCAAUAUUAACACUGCUGUAUUAAAGUAUUGAUGAAAUUAAUUUAAAAAUACUUGGUGAUUCUGGUUCUUUCAAAUAAAAUUGUUACUUUCUAUUAAAGUAGCUUGACAUACUAUCUAAGCUCUCAAAUAUUGCUGCAUGGAUCUCGCCUUUGUAGUAGAAGAUGUGUCAUGUGUAGUAGAAAAUGAUGGUUUUUAGAGACUUCUAAAAUUUUUCAUUUAGGCUUUGAUCCAGCAAACACAUGCUUAAGUGCUUUGCUGAAUCAGAGCCUUAGGACAGCAGGUAAAAUAUACAUUAUACACCACAUCAUAUCUUCAGACUUCCAUUACAUACUUGCUUCUUUACAUGUGGACUUAGAAUUCUUCUUGUUCCUAACUUUCUACUCAUUGGGGUUGUAGUAUUAACAUUGGAGUUUUAAUAUUUUCCUAAAAGACACAGACAGACUGCUCCCUUCACUGGCUUCACAUCUUCCACAUCAAAUGCAAAUUGAUUUUCCUCACUCUCAAGCUUCUGCAAGCUCUGUCCCUGCCAACAUAUAUUCUUCUCUCACCUCAGGUUCUGCAUUCAGCUAAUUCUGCUUCCCUUCAUGCCUGUUUUGUAUCCUUCUAAUACACUCACCUCUGUGUUUUUUCCCGACCUUUCUCUACACCACUAUUAUCCUCCUUGAGCCUUUAUGUCCUACAGCCUCCCCAAAAUGACCACUAUGCUCCUGCCAAACUAAUCAAAUAUAAAUUAAGAAAGAAGGGACAAAAUAUGUACUGCAUGAAAACCAGCUACUAUUUAAUCUUGUUUUGUGGAAAACCUCCCCCCUGGCUAAAUGGGUUUUCCUGUAUCAGACCUUACCCAGUUUAGAUUGUGAGCUCCUUGAGGCAGGAGAUGUGUAUUUAUUUUCUCUGUACAAUGCCAUGCAGAGCUAUGACAUAUAUAUAUGUGUAUUAAGUAUGUCAAUCUGUUUAGCUAAAACACUUAUUAAAUUCAUU
Trachemys scripta elegans is the source of this 2285-nucleotide messenger RNA. RefSeq names its product family with sequence similarity 221 member A (gene FAM221A). The coding region runs from base 169 to 1119 and encodes 316 amino acids. The transcript has 8 exons. The record is from RefSeq and is a predicted model, not a curated record. Lineage: Eukaryota; Metazoa; Chordata; Testudines; Emydidae.